GCCCCUGGGUUGGGGGUGGUUCCACGGAGCUGGGAGGGAGGAGUUGAGCAGACCCGGGCUUGGGGGUGACCAUGGGUGGUUGAGGGGUGUCGAGUUCAGAGGCGGCCCAUGCUGGUGGCCAUGGCCGAGGAUUACUGGGACUCGCAAUAGCAGUAGCCGCCGCCAAGCAGUGACUCCAGCCAUUUCCCCAUCAUGGAUCGGAUGAAGAAGAUCAAGAGGCAGCUGUCCAUGACACUGCGGGGGAGCCGAACUGUAGAGAAAAACCUCAAUGAACCCAUCAAUAUAGAGGAGAACAACAGCAGUGAUAAUGGCCCCACAGUGAAGAGUGUGCGUCCCAGCACCUCCCGCAGCGUUCACGCCUUCCUGCACCACUACGCAGGCUCCUUCCGCAGGCCCCGCCUGGCCGUCAGCCGCAGCCUGAGCUCUCACCUCGGCCACACCGCCCGAUUAGAAAUUGUUCAUGAAGACCUCAAGAUGGGUUCGGAUGGUGAGAGUGAUCAGGCAUCAGGAACAUCAUCAGAUGAGGUGCAGUCUCCAGUCCGAGUGCGCAUGCGGAAUAACCCAACGCGCAAGAUCUCCACUGAGGACAUUAACAAGCGCCUGUCGCUCCCAGCUGACAUCCGCCUGCCUGAAGGCUACCUGGAGAAACUGACCCUCAACAGUCCUCUCUUUGACAAGCCCUUGAGCAGGCGGUUACGCAGAGUCUCUUUGUCGGAGAUUGGCUUUGGGAAGCUGGAGACAUAUGUGAAGUUGGACAAAUUGGGAGAGGGAACGUAUGCCACUGUCUACAAGGGAAAGAGUAAACUCACUGACAACCUGGUGGCCUUGAAGGAGAUCCGUCUUGAACAUGAAGAGGGCGCCCCUUGCACAGCCAUUCGGGAAGUUUCCCUUCUAAAGGAUCUGAAACAUGCCAAUAUAGUGACCCUGCAUGAUAUCAUCCAUACAGAGAAAUCCCUAACUCUUGUCUUCGAGUAUUUAGAUAAAGACCUCAAACAGUAUCUAGAUGAUUGUGGGAACGUAAUAAACAUGCACAAUGUGAAGUUGUUUCUGUUCCAGCUGCUGCGUGGCUUAGCUUACUGUCACCGUCAGAAGGUGUUGCACCGAGACCUGAAGCCCCAGAAUUUGCUUAUUAAUGAGAGAGGGGAGCUCAAACUAGCGGAUUUUGGACUAGCACGGGCAAAAUCUAUCCCCACCAAGACCUACUCCAACGAGGUGGUUACACUUUGGUACCGACCACCUGAUAUCCUGCUGGGCUCAACGGAAUACUCCACCCAGAUUGACAUGUGGGGUGUGGGCUGCAUUUUCUAUGAGAUGUCCACAGGACGGCCACUCUUCCCAGGCUCCACAGUUGAGGAGCAGCUGCAUUUCAUUUUUCGGAUAUUGGGGACACCCAAUGAAGAGACGUGGCCUGGAAUCCUGUCCAAUGAAGAAUUCCGAGCUUAUAAUUACCCCAAAUACCGUUCUGAGGCCCUGAUCAACCAUGCCCCACGGCUGGACAAUGAUGGGGUUGACCUUUUAGGAAAGCUGCUGCAGUUUGAGGGCAGGAAGCGGAUCUCUGCAGAUGAGGCCAUGCGUCACCUGUUCUUCCACAGUCUGGGAGAGCGGGUCCUCAAACUUCCGGACACAACAUCAAUAUUUGCACUAAAGGAGAUUCAGUUACAGAAAGAGACUGGGCUGAGAUCAGCUUCCCUGCCCGAAUCAGUGAAUGGUCAGAACGGACGACCAAGCCUGCUGCUUUGAAGCCUACAGAUCUGGGUUGGCAAGGGUAGAAAGCCAGGUUCCCCCCCCAUCCCCCCCGGACAAACUCCACUGGUGGCUUCUUUGUAUUGAACUGUGGCAUGAGGACUUGUGCUGGGAAUUUGCUGGGGCAAGGCCGGGGGGCCCUGGAACUGAGGAGAAGCAUGACUGCCCUGGCACCGAGAAGCCAGCCACCUAUUCUCUGUUCCGCUGGGACGGACUCUCCCUCCCUCCCCCCACUCACACACAUGGUGUUUCAUUUUAUUUUUUAAGUUUUAUUUUUUCAAUGCAAUAUUAUAAAUAUUAUAUUUACAAAUAUCUAUACAGAGAGAGAGAGAGACACCCCCCCACCCUAGCCUCUCCAGCAAUGGGGAGUGUACAGUAUUAACUAUGAGGGAGCCAAUCCCCUACCCAUCUCAUCCCAGCAGUGGGCAAGGGGGAGGGAGGAGAAACACAGGGGCCAGAGUAGUUCCAUCCUCUGCACUCCAUAAUCCAGGAAUCAGCAGGGUUGGGGAGGUUGUCAAUAUUUAGGAUGAUGGGCGGACUCCACCUUCCCAGCUGUAAUCACCACCUUUGGACUCGGUGUGGCACUGUUCUCCUGGCCUAGCUAUGUCUGUUGAAGUCCCAGGGAAGGAGCAGGCAACCAGGUGUCCUCUGAUAAUUCUCCAGUUCUUUGGGAAGAUGGUCCUUCUUUUCCUGUCUUCCUUCCUUUUGGGACUUCCUGGCUGCAAGGGUCCCCUUUCCGAACCUUUCCUGCUCAGUUUUGGAGCUGCCUCCAUCUCCUUCCCACACCAAAGUGGAGUCUCCCUUUUUUAUCCCUUGGGUCUUGACUGGUGCCUCACCUGGGCUUGCACUUGGUCAGUGCUCUCAAUCCCAGCUUACUCCUGUUCAUCUGUUACAGCUCUUGUAUUACUUGCUUGGUACUCAGGGUUUGCAUUUCUUCCUUUCCCUUUCCAGACAUGGUCCACUGACUUCUAGUCUAGAUACAGUCUACACAAGCACCAGCGAUACUAGUAGGCCUGGUGCAGGAAAUUCCAGUGGAUUGUGCCUUGUUCUCUCACCACUGUUCUUUGUUUUUUAUGUAUACUACAGUCCCUAGGUGAUCAUGACUUGUAGCUUGUCUUACAUUUCUUACAUCCAUAUGACUGUGUUAUGAACGGGCCCAUCUAGAUCUUUCCCUGAUGUUGUGGCAUUUAUUUUGGCCUAAAAAACUUGGCGCCUUCCAAAAAUUUGGGGCAACAACUUCCCUCAGCUUCAGUCAGCAGUCUGGGAAUAUGGGAGCAGUCAACCAAAACAUCUGUAGGACUAUAAGUUGCCAGUCUUUCUUGGUCAUCUUCAUACAAACCAUUUGCCUUGUCCCAGUGCUGCUUAGUCUUUUCACAUCUGUUCCUACAAUCUUCACACCAUGACCUUCGAUGUAACGAUUUACAGCAGUGGCUUCUUAGUCCUUUGUUAUGCAGAUUACUGGCUCCCUUAAUCCCUAUUCUUUCUUGAAUCCAAAGUAAACCAACAGCUGUUCUGCAGUUAACCACCCAAGCUCCAGUGAUCUCUUCUACUAUUGAGAAACAGAUACCUAAGAGGCCAUGGGCCCUUUCCACAGCUCUUUAGUCACUGGUUUCAAAGGUCAGUCAACUCCUGUCUAUGCCUCUUCUAGAAAAACUAACCCUCCUUGCUUUAAUCAACAUCCCUCCAAAACUGUCUAUCUUUUAGAUUGACUUUUUGGUCUUUACUUGGAAGACUCCGAUGUCUUCGCUUCUGCUCUGUUUUGCAGUCUUGGUAUAACCUCUUGGUAUGCCAGAGCCGUCAAGAUUGAGACAGAAAAGUCUCCGUGAGCCCUGCCUGUGCAUUCUCAGUGGCUUGGGCUCCCUCUGCUUCCAAGCCUCCUACCUUGAGGAGAGCUGGCUUACAGGAAGAGGGAAAUGCCCAACAGUAUCAUAGUUCCCCAGGCCAGGACUGUUCCUUUGAGCUCAGGGCACAGAACUGAAGGGUGGGGAUCCAUCUCCUAGCAUUUCUUCUCUGGGGGUAUAUAGACAAGGCAGCACCCCUUUUCCCUCUUUGAUCACAGCCUAUAUGUGUCUGUAUGCGUGUGUGCGUAUGUCUGUGUAUAUAUAUGUACAUAAGUAACCAUUUUUAUAUGCAGCAUGAAGCGCUUACAAGGUUCCAAGAUCUUCCCUUGACGAGAGCCAUAAGAUGAACUGUUCUUGUUACAACACUCAGGCAACUUAAAGGAUUUCUGGAAACACCCACAGAGGACAUGCAGAGGUGUAGCCCACCUUGCGCACUGGGAUGCAAGGAGUUUGCAGCGCUGGUGGCCUCUUGCCUUGGCAUUCAGAUGCCACUGCCCAUGCAAUGGGAAAGCCUGGGGAAAAGCCUUGCCCACGCGGACUUCCCAGCAUUAGCCUCUUUGCAUAGGGUUGUGUUUACACAGGCAUCCUAAUAAGGACGGACCAGCCUCUUUCCUUCAGUUCAGUGAACAUCCACCGGUCCUUUUUUAGCCAACUAACUUGCUUGCGUGAUCCUCCCCUCAGUUCCUGCCUACUGGGCUUUUGACUACAGCCUCCCAGUUCCUUCCUUUUGUCUCCUCUUUCGACUGCACCUUAGAAUCAGAAACCUCUGGUAGAGGGAUCAUUUUCUUGCCCCAGCUAAUCAGAGUUCUCACCUUCCUACCUGGAACAUGUUCCUGAAGCGCUCUGGACCUAGCGGUUCAAAAGGUUUCCCUGCCUUAAAACUGACCUCAGUAGGUUUGAAAUGAGGUCACACUUCCAUCCGGUGGGAACUCGCCAGUCAUUUGCCAGUCACAAUCUGUAUGUUUUGUUGCUUCAAUUCUUGCAGACAUCAUUCUUCAAUGUGAUACAGCAGUAGACUUGGUUUGCUGCCAGAAUCCAAAUUAGAGUUGUAGACGUACAGUGAGGCUAUAGCUGAGGCUAUUGCUCAAUUUAAAAUCCUGCUCUUAGAGAGCAUAUAGGGAGUCAUCAGAAGAACUGGAGAGAACAGGAGAUGGUUUAACCAUGGUUUAUUCAGUGCAGUGUUGAAUCAUAGGUCAUACAAACUGGGUUCUGAACCCCACUUGAAACCAUGGUUUUAAGGGCUGCUUUGCUGCAUUUUUUAUCUGUUGUUAAUCUGAACCGCCCUCUUAACCCUAGUGAAAGACCACAAGCCAUGGGUGAUUAAGUAUUGAAUCUGUAUGGGACUGGCAGGAACUCAUAUUACACUGUGUGGAGUAGUUUAGAGAGAUAAUGGCCAAGAUAUACAGGGCUACCUUUGUGGAGGGGGUCCAGAAUCUAUUCUGUUUUGGUUUAUGGAAUUCAUUUUCUCUCCCUGCCGAAAGAGAGGAAAUGGGGUUCUAGGGUAUGGAAGAACGUAGCCGAGGUGUAAAACAUGAGGUAUUCUCCAAACACAAAUGGGCUUUGCUGAAUUUUCAGGACUUCUGUUCAGGAAUUUGGGGAAGUGUGGUUUCAAAAUAAUGCUGAGAAUUUGGGAGCAGUUUAGGGCCUAAACUGAGGAUUCAGAAUUCUCAGAGGUGACAGCAGGAACAAAUGCCAUGAUGGCUAAACCAGUUUGCAUAUAGCAUGGAUGUAUUCUUAAUUCAAACCUAUUCAUAAGAGCUUUCAUGUGAGAAGAAAACCGAAGAUGGCCUGUUGGAUAAUGAAUGUACAGAGGAUUUGGAUGUUGCUUUUGAGGCGGGUGGGGGAGUGCAGAACCCCAGAAUUUCUUUCUGGACUGGAGGUGAGCAACCAACCUCUUCUUGCAGGAAACAGAAACCCAGGAAUGGAUAAUCACUAGCACAUGGAAUGGACUAUCUCCAUGUGCUUCCCCCACCUCACUCCUGCUUCCCUCCACAUCAAUGGAGUAGGUAUGGAGUUUCAGUUCUCCUAGUAUGGAAGAAGAAACUCUGUCCUUGUAUAUAACUUGAAUUGGGGGAGCAACUUUCUCUUUCAAAGAUCAAAGCUUACCAUUGUAGAAGAAAAGUCCCUGAGGAACAAAACGAACAAUUUUUUUUCUCCUCCAGAUGCUCCCUCCACCUUCUUUGGGGUUAAUUAAUGCACCAUAUCCAAAUGUAUGGAACUGAUUAAAAGUCUCCAACAAUC
Candoia aspera is the source of this 5825-nucleotide messenger RNA. It is a transcript of the gene CDK16, whose product is annotated as cyclin dependent kinase 16. Gene Ontology annotation, cellular component: nucleus; cytoplasm; synaptic vesicle. The transcript is spliced from 17 exons. Lineage: Eukaryota; Metazoa; Chordata; Lepidosauria; Squamata; Candoiidae. The coding region runs from base 193 to 1740 and encodes 515 amino acids. Gene Ontology annotation, biological process: protein phosphorylation; exocytosis; neuron projection development. The record is from RefSeq and is a predicted model, not a curated record. Gene Ontology annotation, molecular function: ATP binding; cyclin-dependent protein serine/threonine kinase activity.